Messenger RNA from Torulaspora delbrueckii, 1182 nucleotides. It is a transcript of the gene OLA1, whose product is annotated as Obg-like ATPase. NCBI's taxonomy places the organism in Eukaryota, Fungi, Ascomycota, Saccharomycetes, Saccharomycetales, Saccharomycetaceae. Gene Ontology annotation, molecular function: GTP binding; ATP binding; ATP hydrolysis activity. The record is from RefSeq and is a predicted model, not a curated record. Gene Ontology annotation, cellular component: cytoplasm. Bases 1 to 1182 code for a protein of 393 amino acids. The transcript has a single exon.
AUGCCUCCAAAGAAGCAGGUUGAAGAGAAAAAAAUUCUAUUGGGUCGUCCCGGUAACAAUUUGAAAGCAGGUAUCGUUGGUCUAGCUAACGUUGGUAAAUCUACCUUUUUCCAAGCUAUUACCAAAUCUCCCCUAGGUAAUCCUGCCAAUUACCCUUUUGCUACCAUUGACCCUGAAGAAGCUCGUGUUAUAGUGCCAUCUUCUCGUUUCGAUGAGUUGUGCCAAAUUUACAAGCCUGCAUCUGAAGUGCCAGCUCAUUUGACGGUUUAUGAUAUUGCCGGUUUGACUAAAGGUGCUUCUGCCGGUGAAGGUUUAGGUAACGCUUUCUUGUCGCAUAUUAGAGCAGUCGAUUCCAUCUACCAAGUUGUUCGUUGUUUCGAUGAUGCAGAAAUUAUUCACAUUGAAGGUGAUGUCGAUCCAGUCCGUGAUUUAGAGAUUAUCAACGAAGAAUUGAGAUUGAAGGAUAUUGAAUUCUGUGAAAAAGCUUUGGAGAAUUCUUUGAAGAUCGCCAAGAGAGGUGGUCAAUCUCUAGAAGUUAAGCAAGAAAAGGAAAAAGCUGCUUUGAUUGAAAGAAUUACCAAGUUACUACAGGAAGGUCAAAGAGUGGCUAACCAAACAUGGACUCCAAAGGAAGUUGAGGCCAUUAACUCCAUGUUCUUAUUGACCGCAAAGCCUUGUAUAUACUUGAUCAACUUGUCUGAGAGAGACUACGCCAGAAAGAAGAACAAGCACCUAUUGAGAAUCAAGGAAUGGGUAGAUAAGUACUCUCCAGGUGAUUUAAUCAUCCCAUUCAGUGUCUCCCUAGAAGAAAAAUUGUCUACUAUGUCCGAGGAAGAACAGGCUGAGGAAUUGAAGACUUUGCAAACUACUUCUGCUUUGCCAAAGAUCGUUACUACCAUGAGACAAAAAUUGGACUUGAUCUCGUUCUUCACCUGUGGUCCUGAUGAAGUUCGCGAGUGGACUAUUAGAAAGGGUACCAAGGCUCCACAAGCCGCUGGUGUUAUCCAUAACGAUCUAAUGAACACUUUCAUCUUGGCUCAAGUUAUGAAAUAUGAGGACGUUAUUGAAUACAAGGAUGACGCCGCUAUCAAAUCCGCUGGUAAAUUGCUACAAAAGGGUAAGGAUUACGUGGUGGAAGAUGGUGAUAUCAUCUACUUCAGAGCAGGUGCCGGUAAGAACUAA